This is a messenger RNA of Contarinia nasturtii (swede midge), 4308 nucleotides long. It is a transcript of the gene Ice1, whose product is annotated as little elongation complex subunit 1. Lineage: Eukaryota; Metazoa; Arthropoda; Insecta; Diptera; Cecidomyiidae. The record is from RefSeq and is a predicted model, not a curated record. The transcript is spliced from 2 exons. The coding region runs from base 512 to 4141 and encodes 1209 amino acids.
CGAUAAGAGAUGUUCCAAACUAAAUGUUGACAGUUGAAAUGCGUUCAUGUGUUUCGUUUAGAUGUUGGUGCGUUUUGCCAUUGUCAAACCAUAUGACAUUUGGCUGAUAUAUAAUUGAAUGACAGGAGCUCUCGCUUAGAAAUGCGAGAAUGGGAAAAACGUAAGCGGAUCCAUAAUUGAGGUUAUGUUGAAAACGUAUUGAAUUGUUUAUUGUGUGUCGUAUUUAUGGAGAAGAGGCAGCGUUGUAUUUUACAUCGUUGAAUUUGAUUGCGAUUUUAUUUUGUAAAUAAAAUUAACACGUGAACCGCAUUUUAAAUUGCGUAGAAAUAAAUGUCAAUUUGUAAAGAUGUUGUGAUUAAAAAUUGAUAAAAUUCAAAUAAAAUUGAGAAAAAAAGGGUUCGUGUUUUAGUGAGCAUAACCUCAUCGUUAGUGAGCGGUGUUUUUCGUUUCGGAAAAAUCUUCAUCGAAAAAUUUCAAUGUGAAGGCGAUUUGAUCAGAAUUGAUUAAUAAAAUGGAAUCAGAUCCGUCAGUGUUUUUGGCAAUGAAUGAUUUCAGUGCAUCGCCACCGUCAUUGAGCCCAUUCAACAUGGAAAUUUUGAUGUCAUCGAUCGUCAACAAUGACACAUUGGUGCGAAGCUAUCACGAAAAAUGUGCGGAAACAAAUCAAAUUCAACAAAAUUUCAAAUCAUUCACCGAAACGGCCAAUCAAAUUCAAGAAUUGUAUACAAAAGAAAAAGAACAACGAGCCAAAUUGCAGGUCGAAAAUGCGGAUUUGAUUGCUAAAUUGAAUCGCGUUCAAGGGCGAUUGAAUGAAUUAGAAAAUGUGCAUAUAAAUAUGAGCACAUUAAAUAAUCAAAGAAUUGCUGAAUUUGAAGAUCAAAUUGAGAAAAGCAACAAGAAAUAUUUGGACCUAUGUGAAUCGUAUGUGGAACAAGCAAAUAUUAUUUGUAUAAAUCAAUUAUCAAAUACUGCAUUAACACGAAAAUGCACAGCAGUCAAAGAAUAUUUACUAACAAAUGGUGUACUAUUCGAUUGGAAGAGCCCAUCGAAACAACGUCGAAAAUCUGGUGCGGAUAAUAAAAGCAAAACAACAAAAACAACACGAACAUUUGCAACACAAACCGAUCCAUUCGAAUGUGAUGCCACACCGAAACCAAUCACAUGUGAAAAAGGUACACAAUAUCAACAAUCGAAAACAACAAGAUCCACGUGCACAUCAACCUUUAUACAGACAACCGAAUCAUCUACAAACACCGAUAUGGAUUCGGACAACGAACAAAGCACAUUGUGUAUUGAAUCGGCAUUGAACAGAAUGCUUCCGCAUCCAUUGCUUUUAUCACCAAUUCGCGAAGCAAAUGCGUCAAAAGUCACAACAGCCGGUACACAAACGACGGCCAAAAACUGUCGAACACAAGGAACACUUACGCACAUCCAUAAUGUACGGAAACGUGUUAAUUACGUACGGGCACGAACGAAAUCGGAACAAUUUUAUGAAGUGAAAAAGGAAGAAAAUCCAUCACCAUGUGCAUCGCCGAGCCCAUUUUGUCCAUUGUCACAGAUACCAGAUGAUACAGUUCAAUUAAAUUCACAAUUUCAUCAUUAUUGGCAAAUUAUCGGCGAUGUUCUGUGCCGAAUGCUUGCUGGACAAGGAAAUAUGCUAAGUGUUGACGAACAACAAUUCGACCAUAUCCGGAUGAUACAAAAUCUAAUCACGGAAAAAGGAAUGUAUCGCAAACCAAUUGAAAAUAAUGACUUGAAUGAUGUGCAUUGUGCAAAAGGCAUCGAUUGCAAUGAUGACCACAGUCGUGACUCAAUGCAUUCAAUGGAGAGCUAUAAUAGUGAUAAAAUUGUAUUUAGUCAAAUUCGAAAUUUAAGCAAUUAUUCGCCGUUACCUGAUGAAAAUAGCAGUUGUUCAAUGGGUGCGAAAAAACAAAACGUCUUUACGCCAAUUGAAAAAGUGGAUAUGGUAUCACAAACUAUAGAAAACUGCCAAUCCAAAAUCGAGUCACAAGUGAAACGAAUCGAAAAAGAAACACCAAACGAACCAAUCAUCUCGAAUAAAUGUGAAAAGAAAACCAACAAUAAUCAAUUGAAAACAACUUUUAAACGACCGUUAGCGCAUCGAGAGUAUUUACAUUUAAAUAAUCGCAGCAGUUCAGUAUUUAACGACAGUGAUGAUGUUCAGUUCAAAGUACCAAAGCGGAAAAUCGAGACCACCAACCAAGAUUUAGCGGUUAAAAAGAAGAAAACGAACAAGGUGAAGGCCGAAAAUGCCGAACAGAUGAAAUCACUUUUUGGCGAUUCAAGCGACGAAGAUGAACAAAUCGAAGAAAUUUUGGAGUCUUUUCGGGUACCAGAAAUGUUGUCACCAAUAAAGGAUUUGGAGUAUGAACCAAAAUCAACAGCACCUCUUAUGCCAAUGGACGAUACGAAUGAGAUCGAUGGUGAUAUUUCGCAUGAUCCGACACAUCAAUCGGCUAGUCAACCAAAGGAAAUUGAGUCGCAUGAAAGCAGCGAAAUAUUUGAUAGCAAAGAACCAAAUUCGGAAGAGCCAGAAGAGCCGUUACACCAAUUUUUAGAAUCACCAAGUGAACCCAAAUUGCCGAUAGAUAAUGAACUUCAGCCCACUGAAUCAGAGUCAAUAGAGUGUUUGACCUUGCCUACAUUGACCGAAGUCAACAAUACUCUAAACGAUCGAAAUACAGAUAAUUGUGAUGUCAACCAACAAGACCUACCAAUCUCCGAGUCCAACGCCGAUGAAAUUCCUGACUUUGAUGAUUAUUCACCAGCAUCACCAAAACCCGAGGAGAACACAUCGACAUUGAAUCCACCAAUGAUUCCACUCGAUACACUUGCCAACGAGGUCAUAGAGAGCGACGAUGGCAAUGACAUUUCCACCGAAUCAGCAUUCGAUCAAAUUAUUUACAAUUAUACGCUUAGCACACGGCACGAGGUGAUGAUGCCAAAUUUUACCAAUGCCGAAUGUUACCUCUUGGCCAGCUUAAGAAAUGCCAUCGAAAAGUAUUGCCUCGCAAAAGAAUGGUCAUCAUCAACAGCAACCGAGUGUAUUGAUAAAUUAUUAAGUUUAAGUCAAUUGCCAAAGCAUUUGGUCACUUCGAUCUUAGAAGUGGUCGAAGACACAAGAGAAGAUCUAACAUUUGAAUGUACGCCGCCAGCACCGAUGUUGCCGCCAUCGUUACAAAAAUGUGUGCUGCUGGUGUCACGACUUACAAAACUGAUGCCAACAUUCAAUAAAUAUAUUCAAUUUGAAUUGGAACGUCGCUUAUUCACAUUCGAAAGAGAGAAACCAAUUACAAUUUUAACAAAUUUGGCACAUUUCUAUAUUGCCAUCGUCGACAUCGAACAGCCAAGUAAUCGUGACAAAGUGAGACUUUUCAUGUACAAAUGUCUUUACUACUAUAAAAUUUCAUCGAUUCCAUUGGUAUUUAUUGCAAUAAUGGCACAUCCAUUUGUAUUGCCGCAUGCAAAUGAAAUUGAGCACAACAAUGAUCCAUUGAUUCGGGCCAUAAUGAGUACAUUGUCAAACAUUAUAUACACAGAUAAUGCAAAAGACAAACCAUUUUUGAAGAAAAAUGAAAUGUAUCACACACUGAAGCGUCGCUAUGGAUUCUUUGCCGAUAAACUAUUUCCAAUUGAUGGUGUUGUCGAUCAUUGCAUGGAAUGCAUUCGAAUGAAACGUCUUCAACACGUUGACUAUGCAUUGAUUUUGAUUGCCAAGCGCAAAGAUUACGAAUAUGCCACGAAACAAAUUAUCGAAAAGCAUCUUCUACCAAUGUUACAUCAACUAUUUUCAAUGAAUUUAAAUGCAACCGUUGAACAUGAUGAGACAAUUUGCACAAUUCUUUUUACCAUUGGAUCGAUUGUAAAAACGUUUCCAAUUGAAGAAGACAUCAGUGGAUAUAUCAACAUUUUUGUGACCUGUUUAAAUGCAACACAACGGAAAUCGAUUCAGGAAGCAGCCGUUUUAGCCAUUUGUCAACUGAGCCGAUUUGGAGUCGCACGUAUUUAUCAAUAUUUAAAUACAUGGAAACCAAACUACCAAAUCAGUCCACACAUUCAAACCGUACUCAGAACCAUUGUGUAUAGAAAAUCAGAGCGAUUUUGGUUUGGAACAGAAUAAGAAUAAAAUUAAAUAAGAAAAUAGAUCAGAACAAUUGAAUUAAAAAAUAAAAAACAAAACAUGCACUGUGAUGUAACAAACGAUUAGUAAAAAAGAAUUAAUUUCAAAUUGUAAAAUUUCACAACAAAAUAAGAAAUUUUACCAUUGUUAUCUAUAAUCAUUUUGAG